CAGCCGCUGCACCCGGGCAGGGCGGGGAUGAAAAGGAAAAGUCCCACUACUUUGCUUGUGCGGAGUGGGCGAUCUUGGAGGGAAGAUGAGCGCCGAGUCGCUUACCUUAGACUGCAUCAUCCACCUCUUCUCCUACCUGGAGGUACCGGAUCUGCUCAGAGCAGCCCAAGUGAAUAAGACAUGGAAUGAAGCAGCGGAGACCACUUCUCUUUGGAGAAAUAUGUGUCUAAGACAGUGGGCCUUCUGCAAUAUCUCCGUGAUCCCAGGAAUGCAGACCUGGAAAAAGUACUAUCUCCACCGCUCUAAACUGGAGCAUAAAAUGGCAUCUGGGCGGCCUUCAGUUGACUAUACGUGCAAAGCUUUGAGGGGACAUAAAGGAGUGAUAAAUGACAUGGCUUACCUAUCAGAAAAUGAGCACAUGUUUGCAACAGGGAAGGUGAAGUCUGUUGUAUGUACCGCAUCUUCUGACGGCACUGUCAGAGCAUGGAACGUCCAAGAGGGUACACAGAUUUGGUCAAGUCCCCAACAGGAAGCACCACUAGUAAAUAUUAUCACAUUUCCUCUGUAUAAAUUGGCAGCUACAACAGACAAUCGGGGGCUGAUCAAACUCUGGCAUGGGGACACGGGCCAGGAGCUUGUAGCGUUUUCAACGUCAUCCUCAUCAUGCUCGGUGGUUGCCUACACCAAAAACAAUAAGCCCUUCCUAACGGUAGGCACUGGAGCUGGCAUCCUCUAUACGUUGGCAGCUGCGGACCUAAGCCAGAUUUUACGCACAGAAGUGUUUCGAGACUGUGGCAUAGAUUUGUCACUCUGUUCACCAGAUGGGCAAUGGAUAGUCAUUUGUCCUACUGAUCCUGCCUUUUCGCCAAAGGUGUUCUACACACAUUGUGCAACUAAUCCAGAAGAUGAUGAACUGAUGUUAUCUAGUCCUUUACCGGUUACAAACUGCCAUCUUGUCACCUGCUGGUUACCAGCAGAAUCAGCAAGGAUAGCCAUAUUGCAUGAUGAUGCAAUGAAUUUUCACAUUGUGAGUUUUGAUAUCGUCAUUGAGAAGAAAUCUAAAUAUAAAAUGAAUAUUACAGCUCGACAGGUUGCAAGCUUCACAUUACCAACACAAGAACCAUGGAUGACAAAGAAGAUCAUGAAAGGAUUUGGCAAACAAACUCUUCUUAUAGCAGCUGGACUGGAGCUGAAAUUAUACACUCUGACUGGGACAGAAAUAAUGGUUUUCAAAGAUCACCAUAAAAUUAUUACAUCAAUCUGGGUGGAUCCUUUUCACGUUGUCACAUCAUCCAUGGACCUCUCACUCAGUGUGUACUCUUGGAAAAAUGACAACAAAUCGUCCUCAUUGAUUAGUCGCUACCACUUACUAGGAGGAUCCCACAGAUGGUCAAGUGGUUUUAGAAGUGUGGCUUGUGACGAUGUGAGCAUUGUUGGCGUGGUGGCUGGAACAGAUGGGACAGACAUUUUAAGAGCAUACUCCUUUAAUUUGUGAGAUUUCACAUUUCUGUGUUACAUACUCAUUAUUUAUUCACUUGCCAACGAACUAGUGAAUCCAUGGCAAACUGCCACUCACAUAUGUACGUAAGUAGCAUGCAACUGCAAUCUAAAGACACUGUCAAUCUCAUACAAAACAUUUCAUACCUUCUGAAACAAAAUGCAGUGGAAUCCAAGCUUUGAUUAUUUGUAUUUGUACUACUACUAAUAAACUGCUGAAGGGGUGGCCAUCUACAUUUUUUCUGAACUUUAAAAA
Molecule: messenger RNA, 1753 nt
Organism: Elgaria multicarinata webbii
Lineage: Eukaryota; Metazoa; Chordata; Lepidosauria; Squamata; Anguidae
Gene: FBXW12
Product: F-box and WD repeat domain containing 12
Exons: 10
Coding region: 86-1495 (469 amino acids)
Molecular function (GO): protein binding
Source: RefSeq, a predicted model, not a curated record